GUUCUCAGGUAGGGUAUUCCAGAUUUUAGGGCCUUUGACAUACAUGAAUUUUUGUAAAGGUUUAGUCGGACACGGGGAAUGUCGUAGAGAUGUUUGUGUCUGGUGUUAUGCCUGUGGGUUCUGUCACAACUAUCAAGAAAGCGUUUUAGGUCAAGGUUGAUAUUAGAGUUUAAGGCCCUGUAGAUAUAGAUUGCACAGUAGUAAGUGUGAAUGUACUGAACUGGGAGUAAGUUUAGAUCUUUGAAGAGUGGGGGGGUGUGCUGCCAGGGAUGGGAUUUAGUGAUUAUUCUUACUGCAGCUUUUUGUUGGGUUAUUAUUGGCUUUAGGUGUGUUGCUGCAGUUGAUCCCCAAGCACAAAUAGCAUAGGUGAGGUAUGGAUAAAUAAGUGAGUGGUAUAGUGUGAGAAGGGCAUUUUGCGGCACGUAGUAUCGUAUCUUGGAGAGGAUCCCAACCGGUAGCAAUGGUAGCGAUAGUUACCUGGCAAUAUAACGACGGCGCAUAGAGGAGGGUAACGUGACAGAGCAAGCAACUGGAUAUAAAUAUUGAAGGGAGACGCAGACAAGCAUCAGUUGCUGGAACUGACACCGAGGAAAGUCAACUGCAGUCACCAUGAACUAUCUCAAAGCCCUGGUGAUUUUUGUGGUCGUUAUGGCUGCGGUGUGUGGAGCCAUGGCUGACGCGGAGCCCGAGGCUGAGCCCAGCCACGGCCGUGGAAUAGGUGGUGGCAGAUAUGGCGGUGGUUUCGGUGGUGGUUUCGGUGGUGGUGGAUUCGGUGGUGGUGGAUUCGGACAUGGUGGUGGUGGAUUCGGACAUGGUGGCAGAGGUCGUGGACAUGGCAGUUAUGGCAAGUAGAGAAAUGAAAGAUGGCUGGACGAACACCUGAAAGACACCUGCGAUACGAACGACCACAACAAGCGUCAUCAACGGACGUCAUUCUUGAUGGACAAUGUUUAAAAUUUUUCACAAAAGUAAUGUUUGACCAACAGUUCAUCAUAAAUAAAUUAACCAAGAAAUUUGCCUGUAAAAUAGCUUGUUUUUCUUUGUUCUUUGCAACUAUUUGCAUUAUUAAGUGUCUCAAAAAUUAGUAACGAAGCCCAACAAUAAAAGCGGAUAAAAUCAAGUGUAUUAAUGUAAGGCUGAAUAAUACUGAAUUUUAACGUCCAUUAAGCAUAAAACUGUCUACUUAUUUAAUACAAACAAAACAUGACACACAAGCCCCUCUAAACAACA
This is a messenger RNA of Cherax quadricarinatus, 1230 nucleotides long. RefSeq lists its product as uncharacterized. Lineage: Eukaryota; Metazoa; Arthropoda; Malacostraca; Decapoda; Parastacidae. The record is from RefSeq and is a predicted model, not a curated record.